UUCCUCAAACAAAAGAAGCGUAAUAUGCAGAUGCGCACUUGGGAAGAAGAAUACGGAAUAUAUCAGUAUCAUUGCCCAGAAGAUAUCCAACGAAACGAUAACAACGAUAAUGGAUUCAUGCCCCGAAUCGAUGCAGCAGACGAUCAAUCGCAAUGUGAAAAUGGCGAUAUCCAUCAUGAAGGACGAUAUGUAUUUUUGUAA
Molecule: messenger RNA, 201 nt
Organism: Paraglomus brasilianum
Lineage: Eukaryota; Fungi; Glomeromycota; Glomeromycetes; Paraglomerales; Paraglomeraceae
Source: the annotation of a GenBank genome assembly